Alligator mississippiensis (American alligator) is the source of this 7198-nucleotide messenger RNA. RefSeq names its product Janus kinase 2 (gene JAK2). Bases 368 to 3757 code for a protein of 1129 amino acids. The transcript has 25 exons. Gene Ontology annotation, molecular function: histone binding; cytokine receptor binding; non-membrane spanning protein tyrosine kinase activity. The record is from RefSeq and is a predicted model, not a curated record. Gene Ontology annotation, cellular component: membrane; cytosol; cytoskeleton. NCBI's taxonomy places the organism in Eukaryota, Metazoa, Chordata, Crocodylia, Alligatoridae. Gene Ontology annotation, biological process: cell surface receptor signaling pathway via JAK-STAT; hemopoiesis; cytokine-mediated signaling pathway.
CGCGCUGACGUGCGCUGACUCUCCGGAGCCCGACCCGGCCCGGGAAGAGGCGGGAAGGAGGCGGACGCGGAGCCCGGGCACGGGCCCAUCGCGCCUGGCUCUGCAGCCCGGCCCGCGGCUCGCGCUGGGGCAGGCACGGAGCAACGCGGCGGGCGCUGGCUUUCGCCGCCCCGGCCCCGGCCCUGGCCCCGGUCCCGGUCCCGGGGGCAGGCGUCCGCGAGUCUUGUUCUGUGUUCACGUCUUUCUCCUGCUGAACGCCAGAUGUGAUUGGUUCGGGGCCUGCUAGUGUAUCAGUGUCAGAAGCAAGAAACGAUUAGGGAGACAAGAUCCCAGGAGGCAUAUGAACUAAAGAGAACAUAAUACAGUGAUGGCUUGUCUUACAAUGACAGAGAUGGAAGGAACCACAACCUCCACUGUCCACCAAAAUGGCGAUGUCCUUGGGAAUGCUAAUGCACCAAAGCAGAUGGAGCCAGUGCUUCAGGUUUACCUUUAUCAUUCCCCAGGGAAGACAGAAGGAGACUAUCUACCCUUUCCAGUUGGAGACUAUAUGGCAGAAGAGAUAUGCAUUGCUGCUUGUAGGGCUUGUGGUAUCAUGCCUGUGUACCAUAAUAUGUUUGCACUGAUGAGCAAGACAGACAGAAUUUGGUAUCCUCCGAAUCACAUCUUCCAUGUAGACGAGUCGACCAGGUUCAUUCUGCUUUACCGGAUAAGGUUUUAUUUUCCUCACUGGUAUAGUAAUGGCAGUAGCAGAGCAUAUCGGUAUGGCAUUACCCGGGGUUCAGAAAGUCCUGUUCUUGAUGACCUUGUCAUGUCUUACCUGUUUGCUCAGUGGCGUGAUGAUUUUGUAGAUGGAUGGAUAAAGAUGCCUGUUACUCAUGAAACCCAGGAAGAAUGCCUUGGAAUGGCUGUUUUGGAUAUGAUGAGAGUGGCCAAAGAAAAGGACCAAACUCCUCUGGCUAUCUACAAUUCAGUCAGCUACAAAAUGUUUUUGCCUAAAUGCGUUCGAGCAAAAAUCCAGGACUAUCAUUUUUUGACACGAAAAAGAAUAAGGUACAGAUUCCGCAAAUUCAUCCAGCAGUUUGGCCAGUGUAAAGCUACUGCCAGGAAUUUGAAACUUAAAUAUCUUAUAAAUCUGGAAACCCUUCAGUCGGCCUUCUAUUCAGAGGUUUUUGAAGUGAAAGAGCCUGGCAGAGGUCCUUUGGGUGAGGAGAGAUUUGCAACCAUUGUAAUAACUGGAAACAGUGGAAUUCAGUGGUCAAGAGGAAAACUUAAAGACAGUGAGACACUGGCAGAACAGGAUUUACAGACAUACUGUGAUUUUCCGGAUAUCAUUGACAUCAGCAUUAAGCAAGCAAGCCAAGAAGGCUCCAGUGAAAGUAGAAUUGUUACCAUUCACAAGCAGGACAGCAAGAAUAUGGAGGCUGAAUUUCAGUCAUUGAAAGAAGCUCUCUCUUUUGUAUCAUUAAUUGAUGGAUAUUACAGAUUAACUGCAGAUGCUCACCAUUACCUUUGUAAAGAAGUAGCACCGCCUUCAGUGCUUGAAAAUAUUCAAAGCAACUGCCAUGGACCAAUCUCCAUGGACUUUGCAAUCAAUAAACUGAAGAAAGCGGGCAAUCAGACUGGGCUCUAUGUUCUUCGUUGCAGUCCUAAAGAUUUUAAUAAAUACUUCCUUACCUUUGCUGUAGAGCGAGACGGUGUCACUGAUUGUAAGCACUGCUUAAUUACAAAAAAUGAGAUUGGGGAGUAUAACCUAAGUGGAACGCAGAGAAGUUUCAGUAAUCUUAAGGAUCUGUUGAACUGCUAUCAGACCGAAACAGUGCGUUUAGACUCUAUCAUUUUCCAGUUUACCAGAUGCUGCCCUCCAAAACCAAAAGAUAAAUCUAAUCUUCUAGUCUUCAGGAGCAAUGGUGUCUCUGUACCUACAUCACCCACACUACAGAGACACAAUAAUGCCAACCAAAUGGUCUUUCACAAAAUCCGUAAUGAGGAUUUGAUAUUUGAAGAGAGUCUUGGGCAAGGCACUUUUACUAAGGUAUCCAAAGGUAUAAGAAAAGAAGUGGGAGAUUAUGGCCAGCUCCAUCAAACUGAAGUCCUUUUAAAAGUGCUAGAUAAGCUGCAUAGAAACUAUUCUGAGUCUUUCUUUGAGGCAGCAAGCAUGAUGAGCCAGCUUUCUUACAAGCACCUGGUACUAAAUUAUGGAGUCUGUGUCUGUGGAGAGGAGAAUAUCCUGGUACAGGAGUAUGUAAAAUUUGGAUCUUUGGACACAUAUUUGAAAAAGAACAAAAAUUCUAUUAACAUCUUGUGGAAACUGGAAGUAGCUAAACAGUUGGCAUUGGCCAUGCAUUUUCUAGAAGAUAAAGGCCUGGUUCAUGGGAAUGUAUGUGCAAAAAAUAUCUUGCUUAUCAGAGAGGAAGAUAGGAAAUCUGGAAAUCUCCCAUUUAUUAAACUUAGUGAUCCUGGCAUCAGCAUUACGGUUUUGCCAAAAGACAUUCUUCUCGAAAGAAUACCUUGGGUUCCACCAGAAUGCAUUGAGAAUCCCAAACAGCUAAGCCUGGCAACAGACAAGUGGAGUUUUGGUACCACUUUGUGGGAAAUCUGCAGUGGGGGAGACAAGCCUCUUGGUGCACUAGAUUCCCCAAGAAAACUCCAGUUUUAUGAAGAUAGGCACCAGCUUCCUGCACCAAACUGGACAGAACUCGCAAAUCUUAUAAACAACUGUAUGGAUUAUGAGCCAGACUUCAGGCCUUCAUUCAGGGCCAUAAUACGAGAUCUUAACAGUUUGUUUACUCCAGAUUAUGAGCUACUGACAGAAAGUGACAUGUUGCCAAACAUGAGAAUUGGUGCUCUUGGAUUCUCUGAGGCUUUUCAAGACCGUGACCCAACACAAUUUGAAGAAAGACACCUUAAGUUCUUACAACAACUUGGCAAGGGUAAUUUUGGCAGUGUUGAGAUGUGCCGGUAUGACCCACUCCAAGACAACACUGGGGAGGUGGUGGCUGUGAAAAAGCUACAGCACAGCACUGAAGAGCACCUGCGAGACUUUGAAAGGGAAAUUGAAAUCCUUAAAUCCCUGCAGCAUGAGAACAUUGUUAAAUACAAAGGAGUGUGCUAUAGUGCUGGACGCAGAAAUCUGAGGUUGAUAAUGGAAUAUUUACCAUAUGGAAGUUUACGUGACUAUCUCCAGAAACACAAGGAGAGGCUGGAUCAUAAGAAACUUUUACUGUAUACGUCUCAGAUCUGCAAGGGCAUGGAGUAUCUGGGCACAAAAAGGUAUGUUCACCGAGAUCUGGCAACAAGAAAUAUCUUAGUGGAGAAUGAGAACAGAGUUAAAAUUGGAGACUUUGGAUUGACAAAAGUCUUGCCACAAGACAAAGAAUACUACAAAGUAAAAGAGCCUGGGGAAAGCCCUAUAUUUUGGUAUGCUCCUGAAUCAUUGACAGAAAGCAAGUUUUCUGUGGCAUCAGAUGUAUGGAGCUUUGGUGUGGUCCUGUAUGAACUCUUCACAUAUAUUGAAAAGAGUAAAAGUCCUCCAGCGGAAUUUAUGCGCAUGAUUGGUAAUGAUAAACAGGGACAAAUGAUUGUAUUCCAUUUGAUCGAGCUUUUGAAGAGUAAUGGACGACUCCCAAGACCAGACGGGUGCCCUGAUGAGAUAUAUGCCAUCAUGAGAGAAUGCUGGAACAACUAUGUAAACCAGCGUCCCUCGUUUAGGGACCUUGCCCUGCGAGUGGAUCAUAUAAGGGACAACAUGGGUGGAUGAGAGAAUUUCCAUUCGUUCAGCAGACAUGUUGAAACACAGAACAAAACUUUGUUCUUUGGUUUGCUGUGGAUUAUUGACACAUUCACACACAUCCAUCCAUCUUUGGUCUGAGCAAAAUCUGUGUGAAAGUAUCCUGCCAGAAUCUGCAAACUGAGGAAUUCUGUUCAUUUUCUUCAUCAGAUUACAUUUUCUACUAUGAGAAGACACCAAUGAAAAACUUUAAUAGAAAGGGGACUUAUUUUUGUAAACAAAACAGCAUACCUAUUAUGUGAUCGUUCAGCAUCACCAUUAUUUGCCUUACUUGGCAAUGCAAAAAAAAAAAUUACUUACCAAUAUGGUGAGGAUUUUAGAAAUGAGAAGACCGAAUGCAUUUCCUGGCAGACAGACGUACACAGAAUAUAUAUUUUUGUCUUUUCACACUGAAUGUAUAGCAUCUUGUCAUCCUGUUUAGUGUAUUGCACAAGGGCUUGUAUCUCAUAAUUUGUUGCUGUCAUUGCAGGAAUAGCUUUACUAGAGAACAAAUUGAAGGUGGUUAGAUAACUAAGAAGCUUCUAAUGUGCCUGUUUGAGCCCUUUAUUGUUCAGCAAUAUACGUAAAGGUAUUCAUCAGGUAGUUUGUAUGAUGUACUGUAAAUAUUUUAAGGGAAAGGGAACAAAUAUUUAGAUUUGGGCAGCCUGCAACCCUCCUCCACCUGAAAAUGACAUUUUGUAAUGAACUCGUGAAAAUUUAGCACAGCUUAUUUUUCUCUUUUCCCUCCGGUGCCUAUUGUGGAAGUGUUGGGUUCCCUCCCUGUUUUAUGAAGGUACAGACAGCAACUAGAACUGAAGCUGCCUCCAAUAAAGCAGUGACUUCUGUUUACCAUUUCUUAGAAUAAGGAUGCUAAAUAUAUAGUUAACCCUUUUACAUGCUGCUUUUUCCCCUUUCCAUCUGUAUAACCUCCAGGGAGUGAUAGGUUUAACUCUAAAUAGGAGUUUUGCCUUGGGGUUGAACUAAAGAUAGAAAGCACCCUCCACAACCCCUUUCCCCAAUCCAAAGAAAAGGGUUUACAAUAAAACUCCUUGCAUGGCCAGCCAUCAUCUUGCCAGGACUAUUUUCUGAUGAAGCUACACCAUCCCAUCUCAUAUUUUCUGCUGAUGGUAAAACCCAGGGAAGUGGGGUUAGGCAGAAAAUCCCAACAAGACUCCACAGUCAGUCAAGUGGCCAGGGCUAUCCGGACACAGGGGUGCCUGUUGCCUGUGUGCAAGGUGUGUGUCUGACAGCCUGAGCUUAUUAAAGAUCUCUGCAGGAAAGGUAAUACAACUCCAGGCUGAAAUACCCUGAGUAUUGAGUGUCCCAAUGUGUAAAGAUCAGGGGGAAUAAGUGCUGUUGUCUCUAGGUGUAAAUCAGACUGAUGUUUCAGAACUUAAGCCAUAUGAUUCUACUUGCUCUCAUAAAAUAGAGUACUUUGUACCUUGUUUGAAUCUCUUUGUUUGGCUAGUUCACCCUACAUUUUUGAUGAGAGAAGCUUGUUUUAGGGGCCUUGUAAUUCAGCAAAGUGCUUUUGCAUCCAAGUAGAAUAUUCAUUUUAAAAUGAAUCGGCAGUGAGUGAAUGAAACAGCAAUUAUUCAUAAACAUGUAAGGUGCACAGUAGUGAUGUCAUAAUGUACAUUUAAUAGGAAUAUUUUAAAAUUUACCUCAGUUUUAAAAAUGCUUACCCAGUGUUCAGUUUAAAACAGUGCCAGUAUGAGCAAGCUCCAUACCACUUGGGAAUUCUUUCCUUGAUCCUUACUCAGGCAAAACUCACCUUAACUUACUGGAGAGAGGUUUUGUCAGAGUAAGAGGUCAGCAUAAGUUCCUCUAUUCUGAAUAUUGGAUCUGAUAGUAAUUUAUAUCUGUUGUCAAAAAGUUUGAAACACUUGCAUUUUUAAAAAGUAACUUUAAGUUGCAAAUAACUUUAAAGUUCUUUGUCCAAAGCAAUGCUUCUUAUUGCAUUUCUGUACAUUGCUUUGGAGUCUGUUUCAAAAUGAGCUUGUGGAAAGAGAUGUCUUUGCAUUUGUAGAGUCAUAACUUGGUGUAUUGUUUUUUGUAACAAAACAAAAUAGAGCUUUACAAGCAUUAAUACAGCAUUAUAGCUGGGAAAACAUACAGAAACAAAUCGAAAAAUGCAGUGUAUAACACUCGGUAACAAAUAGGUUUCCAAGAAAUACUAGAUGGAAUAUAAUUUAUGUAAAAUUUAAAAAAACCUCAGGGAAGUUUGUGUAAUGCAAUGAAGAGAUCUUCCAUUCUGCUAUAUUUUUCAAGAGAAUAAGACAUCCUGUUUGUUCUACUAUAGUCUGAUUUAAUUUCAUACACUUUGAUUUAAUAACUGUAGUGUUAGAAUAUAAAAGGAUGAAGAUUUUUGAAGUUCUGUAUUAUUUUAUUAGAUGCUUUUUAAAAGAUGUUUUUGUUUGUUGUUUGUUUUCUUGUUUUUUUUGUAAUGUUCCAUCAUUUUUUAGACAAUGCUUUAACUUUACGAAGCAGUCAAAUUUUGUUCUCUCUAUUGGACAGGGACAAAAUAACCCAUUAUAACAACUCUCUGUAAGGCAUGAAUAUGGCAUGUUGAGCAUCCCCAGCUCAAUAAAUAGGAGCAAGCGGUGCUUAGCAACUCCAAGAGUUGUACAGAUCUUGUAAGAUUUUCAGUUCUGUGGUAUAUAUGUUUAGUUCUAUGUAUGGACAAAAAUCACACGUUUUUCAAAUAACUAUUUGGUUGUUUUUCAAGACGAUACACACGUAGUGACUUUGCUAGACUUAAUGCCAAAUGUAGUAAACUUUUGAAAUUAAUGCACUUCAGAAUUAAGUUCUUAUGAGAGUUACAGUAGCUCUGUAUAUACUGUGGUAUUUUUUUACAUUAGUCUUUGAAUUAACAGAUAAGUCAUAAUGAUUUUAAAGUUGGUAUUCACUUUUUGUCACAUUUUCUUGUUAUUUAUAUGCUACCAAAAUGCUGUGAUUUGUUGUGAAAAAUUCUGUGUCCUACAAAUACAUGACUGCUGCUAUAAAGUAAAGUGACGUUUAUUACAGCUACUGCUUCAGAUUUUUUAUUAAAGAAAAUAAUUUUACUAUAAAGGAAUUGUUUAUCGUUCAAAGUCUUUACAAACAAAUGUUUUUUAUUUCCUAAUGUAAUACUGGUCUGUGGUCCACUAGUUGUGAAUAUGUUGAGCUUCAAAAUCAUUCUUAAAUGUAUUCCACAAAGUUGCAACAGUCAUGUAAUAAACAAGAGGAAAGAGUUUUCAGACAGCUAUAACCUAACCUGAAAGGAAGAAAACUAGCAGCUUGUAAGAGCUUGGACAAAUCACAGUAUCUAAGAAACGCUUCCAUAGUUUUCAGAUACUAAUUACUGUAUAGCCCUAUGAAUAUAACUGUACCAACAUAUUUCAAAAAUAUUAAAAUUAUUUUUAAAAAUAAAAGUUUCUUCUAAUUUUUGGA